Molecule: messenger RNA, 2094 nt
Organism: Melanotaenia boesemani (Boeseman's rainbowfish)
Lineage: Eukaryota; Metazoa; Chordata; Actinopteri; Atheriniformes; Melanotaeniidae
Gene: cnot11
Product: CCR4-NOT transcription complex, subunit 11
Exons: 7
Coding region: 435-1772 (445 amino acids)
Biological process (GO): mRNA catabolic process; negative regulation of translation
Cellular component (GO): CCR4-NOT complex
Source: RefSeq, a predicted model, not a curated record
UUUUGAAAGGGUCAAAUCUGAAAUUUAAACGGCUAAAGUACUAUGCCAAGACCCCUGUCAAACAGUCGUCAAAAUCUUUUGAUGGACUUGGAUAUUUCAUUCAGUUUGGAUAAGCGGUAUUUUCAAAGAUUGAUUUAUAGUCACUAAAUCAAUGUUUGUGGGCCUUUUAUGCGGAAGGGUGAGUUUUGCAAUGACUUUGCCGCUUUUAGUCAGUUAGCGUUGUAUGUUAGCUAAGCUAAUUCGUUGCGAGCUCCAGGAUUCCACACUAGCGACGACAUUCAAUCGGUAGUUUUUUUUUUUGGUUUUGUUCUUCAAAGAUGAAUUAACCCAGUAUGUCAAUGGCAUAGUAGAUUUUAUGUAUUGACGAAAACUUGCGCUGUUUUCAAAACAGCUACGGACUUCAUUUAAGCUAAACAAAUCUGAAUGUGGAAACCAUGACCCUCGCUCCCAAGGAACUAUCCAACCUACUGAGCAUCAUCUCGGAAGAGGCCUGCACAAACACCUUUGAGAGCCUCUCCACUCACUUCCAUCAUUACUUUGGGAAAGCCGAACACUUUAGGGUAGGCUCGGUGCUGGUCAUGCUCCUCCAGCAGCCGGACCUGCUGCCCAGCUCCCCGCAGCGGCUCACUGCCCUCUACCUGCUGUGGGAGAUGUACCGGACCGAGCCGCUGGCUGCCAACCCGUUUGCCGCCGUGUUUGCCCACCUUCUGAAUCCCGCACCUGCUGGAGAAGAACAAGAGAAAGUCCUAUCCGGAUUCCUGCCUCCCAUCACCCAGCCUGAGAAAUUCUUCCUAUCCCAGCUGAUGUUGGCACCACCCAGAGAUCUCUUCAAGAAGACACCCAGACAGGUGUCCUGCAUGGAUGUUGGCAACAUGCCCCAAUCUAUAGACAUCAGUGGGCUUCAACUAGCCUUGGCAGAACGUCAGUCGGAGCUGCCCACUCAGAGUAAAGCCAGCUUCCCCAGCAUCCUGAACGACCCAGAUCCGGACUCUUCCAACUCAGGAUUCGACAGUUCUGUAGCCAAUCAGAUCAUCGAGUCCCUGGUUACAGGGCCACGCCCCCCACUAGAGAGUCACUUUCGCCCUGAGUUCAUCCGGCCUCCACCUCCUCUGCACGUUUGUGAGGACGAGCUGGCGUGGCUGAACCCCACUGAGCCAGAUCACAGCAUCCAAUGGGAUCGCUCCAUGUGUGUGAAGAACAGCACCGGUCUGGAGAUCAAACGAAUCAUGUCCAAGGCCUUCAAGAGCCCGCUGUCCGCCCAGCAGCAGUCGCAGCUGCUGGCUGAGCUGGAGAAGGACCCAAAGCUUGUUUAUCACAUCGGCCUGUCGCCGGCGAAGCUGCCCGACCUGGUGGAGAACAACCCGCUGGUGGCCAUCGAGAUGCUGCUGAAGCUGAUGCAGAGCAGCCAGAUCACAGAGUAUUUUUCCGUGCUGGUCAACAUGGACAUGUCGCUGCACUCCAUGGAGGUCGUCAACAGGUUGACCACAGCUGUGGACCUGCCUCCUGAGUUCAUCCACCUCUACAUCUCCAACUGCAUCUCGACGUGUGAGCAAAUCAAAGACAAGUACAUGCAGAAUCGACUGGUCCGCCUGGUCUGUGUCUUCCUUCAGUCGCUGAUCCGUAACAAGAUCAUCAACGUUCAGGACCUCUUCAUCGAGGUUCAGGCCUUCUGCAUUGAGUUCAGCCGCAUCCGUGAAGCCGCCGGCCUCUUCCGCCUCCUCAAGACUCUGGACACUGGAGAAAACCCUACUGAGGCCAAACCUGCUAAAUAAGGACCUGCAGAAAAACACUGAGCAGCCAGGACGACUUCUCAAUAAGCAUCUCCCAUGAAAAGCAGCCGGAAGGUCUCACUGCAAUAUUGAAGUUUUUGUUCAUUAGAACAGAAAGUGGACUCUGAGAGGAAAUGUAAAUAUGUAGUGAUUUUUUUUCUCCUCAGACUUUAAACCCUUUGACUCACCUUCUGCAGCUCAGUCUCUCAACUUCACUAUUUUCUCUAACCAAAGUAAAACAGUAAUUCAGCAUUUGUUUUUCCCACCUUUCCUCCUUCUGGAGGUUAAACCUUGAAAGUUUUAAUUAAACAGAUUGUGUAAUUGA